Penaeus monodon (black tiger shrimp) is the source of this 1229-nucleotide messenger RNA. RefSeq names its product tubulin-specific chaperone E-like (gene Tbce). Bases 122 to 880 code for a protein of 252 amino acids. NCBI's taxonomy places the organism in Eukaryota, Metazoa, Arthropoda, Malacostraca, Decapoda, Penaeidae. The transcript is spliced from 6 exons. The record is from RefSeq and is a predicted model, not a curated record.
CAGGUUGCCUUCAAUAAGCUAUGCAAAUUAGGACCAUUCCUGUGGCCCUCUUUGAUUCUCUUGAAAAAAUUGACAUAGGUGUCACCCCAUUUGCUCUUGGGAAGAAGUGUGUCACUUGGGAAUGAUUCCAAGGCUGGAAAGCUUGAAUGUCAAUAACUGCCAGCUGAAGAAAGUAGUUUUUCCUUCAGUCCCAGUUCAUGAAAAGACCAAGCUGUUUCCCAAUCUGAAGAACUUGAUGAUUGCAAAUAACCCACUCGAAGCGUGGGAAUCAGUUGGUGAGCUAAAUAAACUACUGAACAUUGAAGACUUGGUCAUAUCUUAUGAUGAAAAUAUCACGCUUUAUUUCCAAGAGUUUGCUUUUGCUCGAAUUUCAAACCUGAAGGUACUGAACAGAACAAGGCUAACUCCAAAAGAAAAGAGAGAUUGUGAAUUGUUUUACUUGAAGUCCUUCAGUGAGGAUUAUUACAGCAGUGGUGGUACAGAAGACCCAAGUACCUCACACCUCUCCCAGGAGUUUACCCUCAAACAUCCAACUUAUCUGAAAUUAGUGGAAGAAUAUGGUGCACCAGUGGAUGAGACAAAACACAGAAGUCAGAAGAGUCAGAAGCUGCGAGACCUGAAGAUUGAGUUAAAGAUCAUAACUCCAGACGACGCGGAGAGAGAACCUGUCGUCAAGUCCUUCCUUCCAACCACCAAAAUCUCCAAGGUGAAGAUGAUGCUCAAACGUCAGCUGAAGAUUAAUCCAGCAGCUCAUAUAAAUCUUAGCUACUGUCCAACAAAGAGUUCUACUGUGUUUGAAAUUCCAAUGGACAACGAUAUGAAGGAAAUGGACUUUUACUCAAUAGUUUCUGGCGACACCUUGAUGGUCAGAUGGGAGUGAAGGAAUGUUUUCUCACCGCUGACAGCAUGCGAUCUUCUCAAGUAUAGGAAGCUAGCCUCAGAGGGUUUAACAAAUGACUUGUGUAUCUCGUGCUUAGAAAGUUUUAGUUAUUAGUAAAUCCUGUUCUUUUGUAGAUGUGAUGAUAUUUUGCUUUAUCCGUCUAAUGUAAAAAUAAUGUAUGCAACAUCUUACUUAUUUUUCUUUGUUCUUCACAGCUAAAUGUUAAGGAUUGCUAAUUUUAAUUUUUUUCGUUACUUGUUUUGUUUUUGUGUUAGUGAGUUGUAUUGAGAUUGACUCCAACAAUUACAUAAUAUUUAUGAAAUGUGAAAAAUAAAAAUUCACAGGCUUA